CUCAGUGUGCAACCUCAUUUCAAUCGCAUCAAGUCGAUCUCGAAAAGUUUAUUUUAAUCUUAAAAUGCAAAAUUUUUUUAAUCCCCCAAAAACUCAUUCAAUUUUUAAAGCCAAAUGUAACUUAACAGGUAAGAUUGUGGACUAUAAAAUCCAAGACCUACCAGAAGGUCGUUACUAUGAGGCUGUAGAGCUGUUUGUCCGAGAUUAUCUUCAAUGUGAACCGAUGUGUGUCAGCAGAAAAAUGCACGACAAUGAGAACACAAAGAAUGAGUUCAAGAAGAUGUGGAUGAAUACAAUUAGACAGGGUGUGUCGAUUGCUUGCUUUAAUGCUGUUGGAACGAUGGUUGGAGUUAAUAUUUUGACGGUGAUACAAAAGGAUGGAAUUAAGACGUUUGAGAUUAACGAUCAAAACGUCAAAGACAUGGUCACUGUCAUGGACUACACCCUCAACCAAGCCAGCAUCUUCACAAAAUACAACACUGACAAGUACCUGGGAAGCUUAGGACUGUGUGUCAGUCGAGAGUAUCGAGGAUGUGGAAUCGCUAAAGAACUUCUUAAAGCAAGACGACAAGUCAUGGAGAAUUUGGGUUUGAUAGUUACUGCCACUGUAUUUUCAGCAAAAGGAUCACAAAAUGCAGCAAAAAGUGUUGGUUUUGAGGAAGUUUUUGCUGUUCGGUGAGAAAAUUUUUGUCAUUUGUUGA
Molecule: messenger RNA, 701 nt
Organism: Chironomus riparius
Lineage: Eukaryota; Metazoa; Arthropoda; Insecta; Diptera; Chironomidae
Source: the annotation of a GenBank genome assembly